GAUGAAUAAAGUCGAGUUAAUCGUGUACAAUAAACCAUUAACCGAAGGAUAAGUGAACUUUAGUGAGUGAACUUUAGUGAGUGAACUCCUGCCAUAUGGUGAGAAUUGGGGAGUCCCGUGUUCUAUCUGUGGUGGAUGUACAAAUAUUGAAUCAAAUAUAUCGUAUCAAAUUCGUGCCACGGCACACAACAGAGACUCUGAUGAUCGCUCAUUCGAGAGUAUAAUUACGUAUUAAUUAAUCUGGGGAUCACAAUGUCCACAAAGUCAGCUCAUAUGGAGAGUAUUUAAUCACAGGUUGAGCAGUUGGUCAUCAUCACCCAGGGAGUCAGCUCAUUAUCGGUUAAUUAUUUCUGCAGAAGACGAUCGAUCUACAAAAUGAUCUCCAAAAUUGUUGUAUUGGCGCUUGUGGUGGGAGUUGCUCUGUCUGCUAGUCUACCUGAUUACAACAAAAAAUGUGUUCCUGGCUCUCAAUUCAAAAUUGAAUGCAAUUACUGCAUCUGCUUGGAUAAUGGAACACCAGCGUGUACGAGGCAACUUUGCGAGGAACGACCUAAAGCGAGAUCUAUGUCACUCGUGGAAGCAGAUAUGUGCGUACCUGGAGAAACUUACAAAGACGGAUGUAAUUUCUGUACUUGUCUGGUGGGUGGAAUUCCCGACUGUACAAAAAUGAUUUGCAGGAGUUGAUUCCACUGUUCAAUGAAUACCAAAAUAAUCAAUAAUGAAUGAAAAUUCUGUAAAAUUACCAUUCAAUAAAUAAUUGCUAUCGAAUAAAAUAGGGGACAAAAGCAUAUCGGAAAA
Molecule: messenger RNA, 798 nt
Organism: Fopius arisanus
Lineage: Eukaryota; Metazoa; Arthropoda; Insecta; Hymenoptera; Braconidae
Product: protease inhibitors
Exons: 3
Coding region: 376-684 (102 amino acids)
Molecular function (GO): peptidase inhibitor activity
Source: RefSeq, a predicted model, not a curated record